This is a messenger RNA of Vicugna pacos (alpaca), 1025 nucleotides long. Its product is annotated as olfactory receptor 2AT4. Gene Ontology annotation, molecular function: olfactory receptor activity; G protein-coupled receptor activity. The record is from RefSeq and is a predicted model, not a curated record. Lineage: Eukaryota; Metazoa; Chordata; Mammalia; Artiodactyla; Camelidae. Gene Ontology annotation, cellular component: membrane. Gene Ontology annotation, biological process: G protein-coupled receptor signaling pathway.
CUGCCCAUCUGCCAGAAGUCUAGCUCUGUCUCACUAUGGAGGCCACAACGUGUAAUGGAUCAGUAGGUGGCUCACCAGUCUUCUAUCUGGUGGGCAUCCCCUCUCUGCCAGAGUCCUUCUUCCUCCCUGUGUUUUUUAUCUUUCUCCUCUUCUAUCUUCUCAUUCUUAUGGGUAACGCCCUGAUCCUGGUUUCUGUGGUGGCAGAGCCCAGCCUCCACAAACCCAUGUACUUCUUCCUGAUCAACCUCUCUGCCCUGGACAUCCUCUUCACCACAACCACUGUCCCCAAGAUGCUGUCCCUGUUCUUGCUUGGGGAUCACUUUCUCAGCUUUACUUCCUGCUUAUUGCAGAUGUACCUCUUUCAAAGCUUUACAUGCUCAGAAGCCUUCAUCCUCGUGGUCAUGGCCUAUGACCGCUAUGUGGCUAUCUGCCGCCCGCUGCACUACCCUGUCCACAUGACCCCACAGACCAAUGCUGCACUAGCAGCCACUGCCUGGUUAACUGCCCUCCUCCUGCCCAUCCCAGCAGUAGUGAAGACCUCCCAGAUGGCAUAUGACAACAUUGCUCGCAUCUACCAUUGCUUCUGUGAUCAUCUGUCUCUAGUUCAGGCCUCCUGCUCUGACACCACACCCCAGACCCUCAUGGGCUUUUGCAUCGCCAUGGUGGUGUCCUUCCUGCCCCUUCUCCUGGUGCUUCUCUCCUAUGCCCACAUCCUGGCCUCGGUGCUUCGCAUCAGCUCCCAAGAAGGACGCUCAAAAGCCUUCUCCACGUGCAGCUCCCACCUGCUGGUGGUUGGCACCUACUACUCCUCCAUUGCCAUAGCCUACGUGGCCUAUAGGGUGGACCUGCCCCUUGACUUCCACGUCAUAGGCAACGUAGUAUAUGCUAUUCUCACACCAAUCCUCAAUCCUCUCAUUUACACUCUAAGAAACAAGGAUGUCAAGGCAGCCAUUACCAAAAUCACAUCUUUCAAGACCCAGUCUGGGGUAGGAUCCCUUGACCUUUAGAUGCAGCUAAUUCUGCUC